Molecule: messenger RNA, 4836 nt
Organism: Lycium ferocissimum
Lineage: Eukaryota; Viridiplantae; Streptophyta; Magnoliopsida; Solanales; Solanaceae
Exons: 2
Coding region: 2058-3350 (430 amino acids)
Source: RefSeq, a predicted model, not a curated record
CAAACCGGCGAUUUCAUAAGCUCGUUCUUAUCUUUUCAUUUUGGCGGGAACAGUUAUGUCACGUCCCUCUGCCAUCAGCCACGUGUCUCAUCCCGAACGGCCAACUUCGGUAACCGUCGUAACGCACGUCAUUUCAAAUCACGUCUCAUUAAUUGUGGGACACGUGGCACCCCCCGGUUAGCCAACCUCUGCAACUACUAUAGUUACCACGCCUAUAUAAGGCCAUGCACCCCUUCAUUUCACCAUUUUACUUCUUCACUUUCUUACUUCUUCUCUUCUGAUCACUUUCAUCUCAUAUUUUUUGCUGGUUUCAACCGUUCUCAUCCCCCAACUUGUUGCUUAUAUUGAUUGUAAGAAAACCAACUUUGUCAACCUUUCAUCUGCUGUUUUUCGAUUGAAAGUGCUGCUUUGUUUCUUCUCUCACUUUGCCAUUUUGAAUUUUUCUUUCAACUGCUUCUUCACUCUUUCUUAUUUUUUAACUUGUUCCUUCUCCCUUAUCGAAUUCACUAAAUCUCCUUUUCCAUUAUCGAAUUCACCAAUCCCCUUUUCCAAAUCUUCCGAAUGUCUGCCAACACCGAAACCACCUCCCAGGAUGUUCCCUCGGUUUCUUCUCAAGGAGCCGAGCCAACUUCACAACCCAAGGGAAAAACCGUCGUUGAGCCCACUGCUUUGGACAUAGUACCGUCCAAACCCAACUACAACAAAGAAUUUGAAGUCGAGAAGCCUUCUCCGGUUGCGGAUAGAGGGUUCGAUGUAAGGCGAUAUCCUUCGUCCAUUACCGAGGAUAAACUUGACCAGGUCCGGGCUGAUUGCGGAUGGGAUAACCGUCCGGUGCAAGUGUUCGCCCCCGGUCCUGACGAGUCCAUCACCGAUCAUAGGGAAGGCUUCUUGUAUGUUUACACCUAUCCCUUCACACUCAAGCUCAACCCCCCAAUUGACCCGGUUAUUUUGGAUAUGUGUCGGACAUACAACGUGACCUUGGCCCAAAUUGGUCCGAUAAUCUGGAGGACCGUGGCCUGCCUCCGGAUGUUGGCCAACAACAUAAAUAGGGAAUUUACGAUGACACACUUCAUCCGUUUGUAUUCCCCGAGGUUGUUCCGAGGGGGUGUGAUAAAGCUCGCCAAGCGAGGCCGAAACCCGAUCUUUUCGAAGAUGGACGAAGACAGAGACCGAGGUUGGUUAGAACGCUACGUCCGAGUGAGGACCGCGGACAUUAUUCCGGCCGACUAUAUGCCCUUCCCGGAGAGGUGGAACGAUAAUCGUAAGUUUCUCAGUUCUUCCUUUAACUAUCCUUUGAUGCUUUGUCAAACACUUGCUCCCUUGAAUUAAUACGAUUUCUUCUCCGCUUUCUUUAUAUCAGCCGUAGCAUGGAUACCUCCGGCCAUCCGGAACAUGAAUGAAUGGGUUGGGGCACUCCUCAGCCAACACACCCAUGAAGCACGGACGUGGGGGAACCUGUCACGUGGCCGAUGGGUUGCUCAAAACCACGGUAAUACUCUGCUUGAGCUAGAAUAUAUCGUCUCUUCUAACCCUUUUUUUUUUUUUAAUAACCUCUUCGGUAUUCAGGUUUACCCAGGGGCUCGGUGGAGCCAAGACCGGAGCCAGUAGCCGAACCAGCUGUGCCAGUACCUGAAUUUGAUUCAGCGGGGACAUCCCGUAUUAUUGCUGCUGCCAAUAAAAGGCGGAGAAAGCCCUCGGACAAAGGGCAGAAAUCGAAGAAGAGGGCAAGAAGCGUCGUUCGGACUCUAAGGGACGAAACAGAGCCCGAUUUCCUUGUUCGGAGGGUCGGUGUGACACCCUCCGUCGCUUCAGUUCCGGAGGAGGAAACCACCACUCCGUCAUUUCCUUCAGCCGGGGAAGGACCGUCAGCUCCGGCUUUGCACACAGGUGGGGAAGAAGUUCUUUACCCGACUCCUCUAAGGUCAAUUGAAUAUGUUGACAUUUCAGGUGAUGCUUCAUCUGAGGAGACCCCCUUGCAAAGGACUAGAAGAUCCGGAUUCGCAUCGACUGCUGAGGCCGAACAAAGAGCUGAGCCGGUCCAUGAGACCGAGGCUCCAAUGGAUGCCGGUCCACUGCCCGGUGAUGACCCAGCUGCAACAUCCGAGGUACCUGCCUCUACCGAGCCCGCUGGGGCCGCUCCAACUUCUCCUGCACCGAGGUUAGAUAACCUCGAUGACAUGUUCUCGAAUACCCCACCUGCAAUCGGAGAAGCAGUCGGCUUCGGACAUCUCCCUAUCCCACGAGUCACGAGGGCAGCUAACCGGUCCACCGAGACUGGUUCAAGGGAAAGCCUUGUACGCAUCUUUCCGGCCCCGAGCGUGGAACCGAGGAGGACAAGGUCGGCCACGAUUACUGUCCCCGAGGAUUGUAGUUUCUUGUCUCGUCCCGUGGGAAUUGCAAGCUAUCUGAGGCCCCUCAUCUCGGACUCGGACAAGCGGAAGAUGACCGGAGUCCCCUGGCAGAGUCUUAUUAACGAGGGCAUGCACGCAGGCAACCGAAGUGUGGUGCUCGUCAACGAGGCCUUCAUCCGUGCUCAGCAAGAGGUUGACGACCUUAAGGGCCAGCUGGAUGCCCAGGGUCGGGAAACGGAGAAAUUCCAGCACCUUUUGCAAGUGAAGGAGGAUCAAUUGAACCGAGCAGCUGCCCUUUCCAACCUUCAACCCGAGCUCGAAGCAGCGAAGGCCAAAAAUCUUCGGUUGAAGGAUGAGUUGGCCGGAAUGGUUGAAAAGAACCGGCUCCUGGAAGCAGACAAGGUCGGCCUUAGCCAAGAUAACGCUCGUUUUUCUUCGAGGCUCGGUGAACUCGAAGCCACUAUCUCUCAACUUCGGAGGGAGCUUGACUCGGUCAAGACUGAUGCCGUGAACAUGGUCGAGAGGCAUAAGCUGCUUGAAUCCGAGAAUGCGGAGUAUAAGAACAAGUUGAGGGUAUUCGAGCGGAAAGCCGAGGAUAGGGCCCGGAUAUGCGACGAGCUCAAAACCAAAUUCGAGGAGACGGCCGAGGCCAAUGACAUUCUCAAGGCCGAGCUCGAGUCGGCUACUCAAGUCCAAAGAAUCCUCGAUGAAGAGAGAGAUGAAUUAGUGGCCAAACUGGCCCAGGCUGAGGCCGAUUUGGCAGAAGCCCUUAAGAAUGUGGAGGCUGCCGAGGCUCAUACCACGAUUGCGGUGGAGUAUGAACGGUGGAAGUCCCGGAGGGCCACCCUUGAGCAAGCCGAACAAGGUUUUGGGGACCUCCCGGCCCUGAUACUUGAAGCCAAAAAGACCGAGGAAGAAGCCAAGAGAGCCCUCGAUACCGAUUCCGAGGAUUCCGAGCGGACAGUAUCCGAGCAUUCCGGUUCCAGCUGCACCGGAUAGAUCAGGGCCUGCACUUAGCCUUUAUUUUGCCUUUGCCUUUUUGGCUUGUUUUUUGUUUUUUAACUUCGUAGGAAUUUCAGGUGUAAAAAACCUUACAUAUAUGGAAUGUGCAUUUUUCUUGCCGAUUCUCUUUAUUCUUUAAUCUGAAUGUUUAUUAUGACUUUUGCCCGAAUCAUCAAUCCUGUUAAGUAGCAAACAAAGGCUCGGAGUCAUUUUUUCGGAUUAUGCCUCGAUAUUGGCUUUCCUCUUCGUCCGGUAUAUUUUGUCCGGGGAUUUGAUCGAGUGGUUUGCCCGUGGGACUUAUUUAUGCUCUGUGAAUUCAGACGUCUCCGAAUCACAUUAGGCAUUUUAGGGCCGAUAUUUUUCGACAGUUCACUUAUCGUGGAUUAGGUUCGGACACCUGAAUCCCAGCCUUAGCAAAUUUUGAUAUAGCAGUCCCCAUUCGGGGGUGUUUAAAGAUUUUGGCUUGGUUCAGUGCGACCUUGUUGCCUUUGUCGAAUUUCGACUAUAGUCCCCGGUGUACGGUAUUUGGAUAAAAUGAUGCCGAAUUUCGGCGGUAAUCACCGAGGGUAGGGUGUUUAACAAGAAGACAUAUCCGAAAUGCAAUAAUCUGAAUUUUCAAUAAUCUUUAUAUUGCAAAUAUUUGCACGUACAUGAUAUGAAGACUUUGUCCGUUUCCUUCUGUUUUUGCCGUAGCAAAUACUAAAUGGACACGAUUCGUUCUGAUCGUUUGGUCCUUACAUCAAAACCUAAUACAGAAGGUCCGGUUCUGGACGAGGACUUCCCCGGGGUAAUGCCCAACGGCGUUCUCCUGCUUUGUUGAGCUGCUUCAUUUUUUAUUCACCGGGGUAAGCCUCGAUGUGGGUAUAGUAGUCCCCUAGUGUUUAUCCGAGCUGCAUGGUCGGGUAAGCACUAUCAAGUCCCCACUCGUAGGGUAUACCCCCGAGUUUCUAGACACUUGUCCUCGUUUCUAUCAAGUAACACGUUGUACUUGUUGCCUCAUUAAAAACCUUAUCGGAAAACCCAUUUUGGGACAAAACCGUACUAAGGAAAAGAGUGCAACACGUGUUUUCAGACCUAACACCUAACUUCAUCCGGUACUCGACUUCCUGCAAAAAGAAAGGUUAACAAAAAACAAACACGAGGGUAGGCGUCCGUACCUUAGCAGUAGUAUUUCUUCAAAUGAGCCACAUUCCAGUUGUUAUGCAACCGUUGUCCGUCCAUGGCCUCCAGCUGAUACGACCCUUUACCCGUUAUUCCUGUUAUCUUAUACGGCCCUUCCCAGUUUGGCCCCAACUUUCCGUCGUUGGGAUUUUUGGUGUUCAAAGUAACUUUCCGAAGCACCAAGUCCCCAACUUGGAAAUGUCAAAAAUUGGCCCUCCGGUUGUAGUACCUUUCCAUUCUCUGCUUCUGGGCUGCAAUUCGGACUAACGCGUUUUCGCGAAGUUCAUCCGUGAGGUCGAGUUUUAUGGCCAUGGCCUCCUCG